Molecule: messenger RNA, 1355 nt
Organism: Haliotis rufescens (red abalone)
Lineage: Eukaryota; Metazoa; Mollusca; Gastropoda; Lepetellida; Haliotidae
Exons: 3
Coding region: 16-1230 (404 amino acids)
Source: RefSeq, a predicted model, not a curated record
GGUGGGUUACACAGAAUGACGGGAACCUACAAAGGGCAUAUCACAGUUAUAGUCCUAGUCCUCAUGAUUUGGACUGUAAUGGAGUAUGCUGCUUCAAACUACUGGACUCGAAUGGACACAAAUGACUUCAUUGCCCCAGCAAAGUACCCUGGUGUGGACCUAAGUGUGUCAGCUGAGAGUCCUCGGUGCCCGGAUGUGAAGACAGGGAUGAUGAGAGGAAGAUGGAGGCCUCGCAUUCUGACUGCACAAGAGAAAGUAGACAUAGGCUCAUUUCUCAAGUCAGCCCGACAUCGUACCCCAAAGCCAAUGCAGAGAAGCGACGGAAAAUGUGGGAACGUGGCAUAUGAAAACGUUUACUACAUACGUGCGCUGUGUAACCCGGCAGGUCCUACGCCAUGUUGCUAUGGUGAUACGUGCAUCAACAAGACCCCGGAUGACUGUAAAUGUCCGAACUGUUACGAUCUUCGUACUGAGAUUCAUGCAGAGUACUCUACGUGGGAGCCCGAAGACUCCCGAUGUCAGGUGAAGAAGUUCACAGCUCAGCAGGCAUGUGUUCUACUGAAGGGGCUGACAAUAACCUUUGUAGGAAAUUCUUUUGUGCGCCACGUGUACACGGCGCUGCUGUUGUUGAUGACCAACUAUGAUAUUAAUGGUGCCUUCAUUGCUGGUAAACCAAAAGACAUCCUUUGCAACGGAAUGUACGGAUUCUCGGAUGCACUAUGUAGGAAAAGGCUCAAGAGACAAGUAACUCUCUGUGGCGGGAGUGUGACUGUCAAAAUGUUGGAAUACAAUCGUGCCCUACUGGCGGCACAGUUCCAUAAGGAUUUUCGUUCAUUUCUUCAUAAAAAGAAAACAAUGGUUCUAGUUGGUAUUGGUAUCCACGAUCAUUUUAACUUUGAAAGCGUGUUUAAUGAAUAUAUGUAUCCCGUUAUUGACAUGAUGAGAAAGAACAAAGCUUCAGGGCCAAAGAUGAUCUGGUUUUCCAAUCACAAAUUUGGUAUCCUGAAAUCUCCAAAGAUGCCGACACAAAGUAAUAGUCGCGUAGCAGCCUUCAACAAACGUAUGUCUGAGGCUUUGGGAAAGUAUCAUAUACCCAUUUUUGACACUUAUAAUUUAACAUCGGAUGUGUCGAGCUCGGACGGGGCUCAUUUUGGUAUGGGUGUAAAUGUCAUGAAAGCGCAAUUGCUUCUGAACUAUUUGUUGGAAAUGAAAUCAAAACGUUAUUCGUGAACCAAUAAACUAAACAUGACUUGAGUUAAUACUUGAUUCUGAUCGGUUAAUAAAGUCAAUCAGAGAUAUACAAUCACGUUAUACGGGUCUCUGAUGAGCGGCUGCGCAAAUAUAUAUUUACGGUA